CAAAGGAGGAGCUUUAUAGAGAAUGUCAUUGGCUGCUGAUUUAUCCUGUCCUAUGAUCACAUCUUUUUUUUAAUUACUUUGGGUAGCUAAGAUUCACAUAGGUUGUCUGAUCGUUUUUUUCUUCCUCAAGCUGUAGUCUUGUGGCUUCACAAGAGCCUCCGUGCGAUGACAAAAGAAUUGUGUGUUAUUCAGUCUGCGAGGAAUUUUGUCAAGAGUUACCAUCAACCACACAACAUAGAUUAGUCUUUCAUGCCUGGUUGAUGGUUACGCUACAUUGUGAAGUACAGACAUGAGCCUGUACGCACGUCGAGUGACAUUGCCUGCCAUAACUCCUCUUGAACUGCAGAAACGGGUAAUUAAAGUGUUUAAUGAGGAUGACAGCAGCAGAGCUUUGGAGGUUCCGAGUGACAUCACGGCCUGGGACGUUUGCCAGUUGUUCAUACUGAAAAAUCAUUGCGUUAAUGACAAUAGCUGGACUCUCAUUGAGCAUCUCCCUCACAUCGGCUUAGAAAGGAUCGUAGAAGAUCACGAAUCAGUAAUUCAGGUGCAGUCGACUUGGGGAAUGGACACGGACAGCAGAAUAUACUUUAGGAAAAACUACGCCAAAUAUGAAUUCUUUAAAAACCCAUCACAGUUUUUUCCAGAACAUAUGGUUUCCAGUUCCAGUGAAGCAAAUGGAAGUCUAAGUCAUUCCCAACUCAUUCAGAAUUUUCUUAAUUCAAGCACGUGCCCUGAGAUCCACAGCUACCUCCACAUUAGGGAGCAGGGAAAGAAGACGUGGAAGAGAUAUUACUUUAUCUUGAGAAGGUCUGGGUUGUAUUUCUCUACUAAAGGAACAUCUAAGGAACCAAGACAUUUACAGUUUGUGGCUGAAUUCAGUGAAAGCAAUGUUUACACACUGGUAUCCAGCAAGAAGAUGUAUGGAGCACCGACUAUUUAUGGAUUCUGUAUCAAGCCUCACAAACUGGAAGGUACCAGAGACUUGAAGUUGCUUUGUGCAGAUGAUGAACAGAGUAGAAUCUGCUGGAUGACAGUGAUUCGUAUUUUUAAGUCUGGGAUACAACUGUAUGAAAACUCCAAACCACCACAGCAACGGAGAAAUAGCCUAACAUCGCUGAACACACCACUCAACACAUCGCCAAUGAGGAGCAACUCAGAGAAUUCCCUGGUGGCUAUGGAUUUCUCUGGGCACAAGGGCAGGGUCAUUGAAAACCCUGCAGAAGCACUUACGGUGGCUGUUGAGGAAGGAAUGACAUGGAGGAGGAAAAGCUGUCAUCGUAUGAAUGCCUAUGGAAGUCCCAACCUGCUGCAGAAUCCUACUCCAUUUCCAGCUAUUCACAGGAUCCAGUCUUGGUUUCAUCACCGAAUCUCCCGAGACGAAGCACAAAAGUUAAUAGAGCAACAAGGCCUCGUUGAUGGGAUAUUCUUACUGAGGGACAGUCAAAGUAAUCCUAAAACAUUUGUCUUGUCACUGGGCCACAGUCAGAGAAUAAGGCAUUUUCAGAUUGUUCCGCUGGAAGAAGAUGGAGACUUGUAUUAUUCCCUGGAUGAGGGUCAGACCAGAUUUACUAAUCUUAUCCAACUUGUGGAGUUUCACCAACUCAACAAAGGAGUGCUCCCCUGCAAGCUGAAACACCACUGUGCUCGAAUUACACUUUAAUCUCGGACACCAUCAGUCCAUCUGGAGUUUGUGAAUAAUGAAAGCAAAGUGGGGCUUCCACACAAACACACCGUGACUGUGAAAGAGUAUUUGUGGUGACCGAGCGAACAUUGUUGUCACUGAAGUUGGGACGGUCGAAUUGAUCGAAGUCAGAACUUGUUUUGCUGAUGUUGUCUAUUCCAAUUCAAAUGUGUGGAAUGAAUCAGUGUUGAAUUAUUGCUCCUCUCAAUGCCAGCAUUACAAGGACAAAAUAAAUGUGGAAUUUGUAAAAAGAAAACAACUACAAUGCUCAAGGAAAAAAUUUUGAUCAACAGAUCAACAGAAUUAUUUUUAGGCCAACAAUUGGCCAUUCAUCGCAAUGUAAUCACAUGCUAGGACUAACUGAAACACAUCAAUUGGCCAGAGAUUUUAUUUUUCAAAAAGUUGAACUUAACACUGACGCCAGUUGCAAUGGAAAAUCUGCUUUGGAAAUAUUUGAAAUGAAAAAAAAGAGAGGAAUUGUGCAGAUUCACAAACUGCAUUCACCAUCGCUCUCUCAAAUAGAGGAUAAAACCUGCAGAAUUGUGACUAUUGUAUUGUAAGUGGAGAUGGACUGUAUGUCUGAAGACACACGACUGCAAUUUGUAAAAAGAUUCGACUUAAUUUUGCACAAUGAAUUUUAAAUGUCGGAAUUUUCCAAAUGUUUUGGAUCGAAUAGUUUCUAAGAUUUAUUUUAAGUACGCUCGAAAAUAACAUUAAUUAUCACUUAAAAUAAGUUGAUGGUCCAAUAUUGUUGUUCUUAGUAAAGAAUAUAUCAAAAUAUGAAUUGCACUGUAAUAGUGACACUGGCAUUUUUCACUGCUACCAAAUCAUUACAAUAUUUUCCACUUAUCAAACUUGCAUUCUAUGCUUUAUGGUUGGUUGUUGUAAUACAUUUUGUUAUAUUAAAAAAACAGUGACCGAACAAUACAGACUUUUUUUUCAAUGUAAUCUUUAAAUCCUUGCCAUCAGUAAUGUUGGAUUGAGAAUUGGCUUCACUGGCUUUUGAAAUUAAGAUAACAACAUGUUUUGAAAGUGAAGCAGUCGGUAUAUUCAGCUUUCACAAUGAGUAUUGAAAAGAUUUGCUGUAAACCCAAAUAUUUUCAUGUAUUAAAACAUUUUGUGUUUCAUUCA
Messenger RNA from Callorhinchus milii (elephant shark), 2812 nucleotides. RefSeq names its product growth factor receptor-bound protein 14. Lineage: Eukaryota; Metazoa; Chordata; Chondrichthyes; Chimaeriformes; Callorhinchidae. Gene Ontology annotation, biological process: negative regulation of insulin receptor signaling pathway; insulin receptor signaling pathway. Gene Ontology annotation, cellular component: plasma membrane; cytoplasm. The record is from RefSeq and is a predicted model, not a curated record. The coding region runs from base 290 to 1660 and encodes 456 amino acids. The transcript has 13 exons.